This is a messenger RNA of Oppiella nova, 1653 nucleotides long. The record is from the annotation of a GenBank genome assembly. NCBI's taxonomy places the organism in Eukaryota, Metazoa, Arthropoda, Arachnida, Sarcoptiformes, Oppiidae.
UAUAAAUACUUUGCACAGUGUUUCAUAUUUAAAAACAACUUAUUUAUAAUUAAUUUUAUAAUUUUAAUUUCUUUAGUUUCUGCGAUUUCACCGUUUUGUCUGACCCAGCUCAAUACCAGGCAACAGGUAGUCGCGAACAUGGCUGCCUUGAGAUCGUUGCUGAUAUUGUCAUCACUCGUGGCCACAAUGACGUGCGUAUCUGUGCACCUGGAUCAGUUUCACACACUUAUAGGCGACCGCUGUUUCAACGAGACCUACGACGGGAGGCCACUGACGUUGGGUCAGACGAAUCCGGUCGGCCUUUCCGUCGAGAAUCUCAUUUCACUCAUCGAGAAGAUUGAGGCCAAACGACCCCAACUCAGUGCCCAACAAAUUGUGUUACUUAUACUCAGAAGGUUCCACAUCGACGGUCUCCAUCUGAAUGGUGUGGUGAACAUCCAGUCGCAGAUCGAGAUGAAGCACCGGAGGAUCACCGAAGAGACAAUGUGGUCGUACAGGGGGUCGGGCAUCUGGAACAUGGAGUUCCCCGAAGAGAUACUCACGGAGGACGAGAAGUGCGCUCUGUUUUACACACUCUCUCAUACGGUCAACGAGACGGCCGGACGUGAAGACAAGCACCCGUACCACAAGACAAUACACCUCUCGAGGUCGGCCACCAAACCCAAUCAUAAGGCAGUGGUUCACGAGAGCGAGGCUCCCGUUCCCGUUCAGUCGGAGUUCCUUCAGAGCAAACCCAAGGGAAAACAUAUCAAUAUACCAGUGUCAGGGCCGAGUAGUAUGAAACUCCGUCAUCCCCGUGAGAAGGGUGUGGCCAGUUUUCGUAACGACAGGACUAUGGCCAUCGCCGCCAAUCGGGUGCUGUUGGGAACGGCAGUCGGCUUACUGUCACCCCAACCCAAAUCCACGCACACUCUCAUCAAUACCAUUGGCAACGUUGAGAUGAACACAACUCUAAGCAUACCUGACCAACUGGUCGACCCCUUAUUAGCGGUCACUCUAUCGGAUCUGUUGGGCAUUGGCGGGGACUCUGGACUCAAGAUACCGGCCGGGGGUGUGAUGUUUGGCGCUGAGGGGAACUGGAACUCAACGGCCUGUCAGACCAGUUAUAGGCUGACGAGUGCCGGCACUCUCGCCACUAUGGCUGAGCUCAGGGGUGGACUCGACGGUUGGAAUAUUGGCCGCAAAUUACCCACAAUUCUACGGCAAUACCCGACCAUCAGGUUGAGUCAAAUACUGAGAUGGUAUUACUCGCCCAAAGGGUUGGCCCCCGACGCCACUGUAUGCAACCGCGGGUACGGACUCGUCGGUGAACUCGAGAAUAAGAUCCAGAGGGAGGCCGAGAAUUACAUACGCGUAUGGAAUGGGGUUUUCUAUGCGAACGCCUUUCCCGACCACCAAUUGACUGGUUUUAUAGGCGAAACCUGGCGUUCAUUCUACCAGUUCCUCAACAAAGCCGGCACUGAGAGACCCAGCGAGGAGAGAGACUACUGUACGACGACUAGUGUGGGGACGGACUACAAGUCGGCGACAAUCGAGACGUCGACGGAUGUGUUCUUCAUGUUAGACAAUAUGCCCGCAAAGGGCGAGGGUUUCGAUGAGGAGAUCAAAAUGGUUACGAAUAUUGUGCGACAAUUGAAUUUAGGCCGAAACGCC